Porites evermanni is the source of this 632-nucleotide messenger RNA. The record is from the annotation of a GenBank genome assembly. Lineage: Eukaryota; Metazoa; Cnidaria; Anthozoa; Scleractinia; Poritidae.
AUGAGCGCCGUGAGGAAGUUUGAAGAGAAGGCAGUGCAGACCGGGUAUCACUCGAUCAUCAAAGAUGCUGAAAAGUGUGCCUCAGAGCUACACUUAACUCUGACGUUAAUUUUACAGCAUCCUAAUCCAAGGGCUACCACCGAGGAUGGUGACGAAAUAGAAGGAAAAAAGCUUAAAAGACCACUCUUGCCAAAGCACAAUAGAAAACUUUUUGUAACACACUGGGAGAAGAGAAAUGCAAGGCAAACUGACCUAAAAAUAGAUGAGAGGACUCGGCCCUUGAUAAUAGCAGCAGCCACGAAGGAAUUGUACCAACAGAUGUUUCCAACCAAAUUAUACCACCAAAGGCAAACUGGAAAAGGGAGUGGAACUUCACAUUCAUGUGCCGAAUGUGUGAUAUAAAUUUCACUAAAAUGUUCCGCACGUGUUGGCGGGGUGUGGGACACUCGUUCAGACUAAGUAUCUCGCGAGGCAUAACGCAGCUCUUAAAAUCCUCUUUGAGUUGCUGAAGAACCUUGAACUUAUUUCAGAAGUGCUUCCAUGGUAUUAAAAGACCCAACCCAAACCGUCGUAUGAGACGUGGGAGUGCGCGAGCAUUAUGGGAUGUACCGGUUUAUGCAGACAGCAUUGAG